Messenger RNA from Colletotrichum tamarilloi, 162 nucleotides. RefSeq lists its product as uncharacterized. Lineage: Eukaryota; Fungi; Ascomycota; Sordariomycetes; Glomerellales; Glomerellaceae. The transcript has a single exon. The record is from RefSeq and is a predicted model, not a curated record. The annotation marks the transcript as partial.
UCGAAUUCUUUUAUAAGAUUCUUUUUAUUUUUUAUAUUAAAAAAGGGUAGAAAAUUAAGCCUUAUUAUUAAUUAUAGGAGACUUAACGAAAUUAUAAAGAAGAAUUAUUAUUUUUUAUUAUUUAUUACUAAGCUUAGAGAUUUAUUUUAUAGAGCUAAUUAA